CCCACGCCGGAAGUGGCGUCGCCUUCCGGGCGCUGAGCGUGAGGGGAAGGGGAGCGCGAUGCCGACGGGAGACUACGACUCGAAGCCCAGCUGGGCCGACCAAGUGGAAGAGGAGGGCGGAGAGGACGACAAAUGCAUCACGAGCGAGCUGCUGAAGGACAUCCCCCUGCCCGGGGUGCUGGGGGGCAGCCUGAGCGCCGAGGCCGAGCUGCUGAAGGGAGGGCCGCUCCCUUCCCCUAAGGAGCUCAUCAAUGGCAACAUCAAAACCGUCACCGAGUACCGGGAGGAGGAGGAUGGGAGCAAGGUGAAGAUCAUCCGCACCUUCCGCAUUGAGACCAGGAAGGCCUCCAAGGCGGUGGCGCGGAGGAAGAACUGGAAGAAGUUUGGCAACUCCGAGUUCGAUGCCCCCGGCCCCAAUGUGGCCACCACCACCGUGAGCGACGACGUCUUCAUGACCUUCAUCACCAGCAAGGAGGACCUCAAUUGCCAAGAGGAGGAGGAUCCCAUGAACAAGCUCAAGGGCCAGAAGAUCGUCUCGUGCCGCAUCUGCAAAGGGGACCACUGGACCACGCGCUGCCCCUACAAGGACACCCUGGGCCCCAUGCAGAAGGAGCUGGCCGAGCAGCUGGGCUUGUCCACAGGGGAGAAGGAGAAGCUGCCUGGAGAGCCGGAGCCGGUGCAGGCGCAGCAGAGCAAGACGGGCAAGUACGUCCCGCCCAGCCUGAGGGAUGGAGCCAGCCGGCGUGGGGAGUCCAUGCAGCCCAACCGCAGGGCCGAUGACAACGCCACCAUCCGUGUCACCAACCUCUCCGAGGACACCCGCGAGACCGAUCUCCAGGAGCUCUUCCGCCCCUUCGGCUCCAUCUCCCGCAUCUACUUGGCCAAGGACAAGACCACGGGGCAGUCCAAGGGCUUUGCCUUCAUCAGCUUCCACCGCCGCGAGGAUGCGGCGCGGGCCAUUGCCGGUGUGUCCGGCUUCGGCUAUGACCACCUCAUCCUCAAUGUGGAAUGGGCGAAACCCUCUACCAACUGAUGGCGAUGCCGGUGCCAUGCCGGGGCCUCUCAAUAAAGAGCCAAGCACUCUGG
Neopsephotus bourkii (Bourke's parrot) is the source of this 1086-nucleotide messenger RNA. RefSeq names its product eukaryotic translation initiation factor 3 subunit G (gene EIF3G). The transcript is spliced from 11 exons. Gene Ontology annotation, molecular function: RNA binding; translation initiation factor activity. The record is from RefSeq and is a predicted model, not a curated record. Gene Ontology annotation, cellular component: eukaryotic translation initiation factor 3 complex; cytoplasm. NCBI's taxonomy places the organism in Eukaryota, Metazoa, Chordata, Aves, Psittaciformes, Psittacidae. Bases 59 to 1033 code for a protein of 324 amino acids.